AAUAAAAUAGGCUUCAUAUAAUAUCGGAUGAAAUGAAGAAGUUUUCUCUGAGAUUUAUUAUUUGUUUCCCCCUUCUUUUCAUUACUGUGAUGUGUCAAGACGAUGAAACCGUCAUUCAUUGUUCUGCUAAACCAGGCUGUUUGAUUACUCAGUGCGAUCCGACUCCUAAAGGUUUUAAUGGAGUUGACAUCGAAGGAUAUAUGGACAGAAAUGAAUUUCCUAUAACUUGCAAAUCAAAACUUGGAAAGAGUAAAGGCUUAGAGAUGGAAAUGGCCAAAUUUAAACAAGAAAUGAAGAAAGAGUUGAACGAAUUGAAACAAAAGCAAGAAACUUCGCUGAAAGAGGUGACGGAGAAACUGAACGCAGCUGAAACGUUAUUGACGGAUUUAUUAUCAAGAAGUCAAAUUCCAGGCCUCACUACUCCUGCAUGCGAUCCACCGGUUGGGAUCGAGUUCGGUUCUGUAACUUGCUCCGACAAGACAUAUAAAUCGGGAACAGUAUGCACAGUCCAGUGUUUGCCGAAUCGAGAAAUAAAGGGGGCUUCGAAAAUUACUUGCUUAGAUGGUGGAAAAUGGUCGAAUCCGUUACCAACAUGUGAGUGUGGGAAUUGCAAAAUUGGCAAGGAUUGCGGAAUAAAUACUUCGUGGAAAGACUUUAGAAGCCACAUUCGCGGUGAUGGAACGUUUACCUAUGCCGGCAAUCAGAUGAGAUGCAAAACCGGCAGUUACAUUCAUUCAUGGAAACUUAAAUGGGAAUGCGAAUGCACUGAUACCGGUACAGGAACAACAGCCCGAUGUAAAGGAUACUCAGGCGAGGAAGGAUCCUGUGAACACGCAACUGCUGAACUUAUUAAAAGAAUGAUUUCGACGAAAGUAUAUCCUCCGACCUGUGAUAAAAUGGUUGACGGUUGCUAAGACCUAAUAAAGGGUGGUCGCUAGAAAAACAGAAAAUUUGACUAAUACCGGUAGUUUGUUUUUACAACGAAUGACUUUUACAAGUUUUCUUCUAAAGGCAUAUGUUGUAUUACACUCAUGGAUGCUCAAAAUGUGGUUCGUGUACCUCAGAGCAGUGUCUUAACCUACAAGUCCAGACUCGUGUAGCGCUUUGAAGGUUAACUUGUGGGAUAUCGUUCCAAUUCAACCUUUACCUAUAAGUAGGGUUACCAUAUUUUUGUGACUUCAAAUCGGGACGCCUCAAAAGACAACAACCCCUUAGCUGUUAUCUUGUAACUUCACCUGUUCCGAUUUUAC
Styela clava is the source of this 1250-nucleotide messenger RNA. RefSeq names its product P-selectin-like. The record is from RefSeq and is a predicted model, not a curated record. Lineage: Eukaryota; Metazoa; Chordata; Ascidiacea; Stolidobranchia; Styelidae.